This is a messenger RNA of Moesziomyces aphidis, 1494 nucleotides long. NCBI's taxonomy places the organism in Eukaryota, Fungi, Basidiomycota, Ustilaginomycetes, Ustilaginales, Ustilaginaceae. The record is from the annotation of a GenBank genome assembly.
AUGACGACUCGCGCCUCGAGCUGGGUGCGGCCUGCUCUGCGUGCACACUCGAUGCGCAUGGCGGCACCUGCACCAUCGAGAGGGCUCACCAUGGCAGCAGCAGCGAUUGCGGCUCGCCAAUCCUCAACUGCACCACAGAGACUCGCAGCCGCGAUCGAGCAAAGAACGUUUGUCACCAGCCAACCUAGACGGUCGAGCGCAUCGGCCACAGCAGAGGCUGAGGAGCCAUCCAUACCGCCGCCUCUCAAGGGCAUCCGCAUCGUCGAUCUGACGCGCGUGCUUGCCGGGCCAUACUGCACGAUGCUCCUGGCAGACCUGGGCGCGGAUGUAAUCAAGGUGGAGCAUCCUCGCGGCGGCGAUGACACGCGCGCAUGGCUGCCCCCCUUCGCCAAGCCCCCGACGGGCAAGGAUGCGCUGCAGCCUCCCCCUGGAAAGGAAGACUACUGGGCGUCGUUGCCGCCCGAGUCGGCGUACUUUCUCAGCGUGAACCGCUCCAAGCGCUCGAUCACCGUGGACCUCAAGUCGCCAGCGGGCAAGAAGAUCAUCUACGACCUCGUGGCCAACGCUGACGUGGUGGUGGAGAACUACCUGCCUGGCAAGCUGGCGAGCAUGGGCCUCGGAUACGAGGACCUCAAAAAGAUCAAGCCCGACAUCAUUUAUGCCAGUCUUACGGGAUACGGACAGACGGGCUCGUAUCGAGACAAGGCUGGCUACGACGUGAUCAUCGCUGCGGAUGCCGGCAUGAUGCACAUCACGGGCGAGGCGGACCGGCCGCCCGUCAAAAUCGGCGUGGCGAUGACCGAUCUCACCACGGGCUUGUACGUGCACGGAGCCAUCAUGGCUGCGCUGCUGGGACGCGCGCAGACGGGCAAGGGCGUACACAUCGAUGCCAGCCUGUUCGAAUCGCAGAUUGCGAGCCUGGCCAACAUUGCGUCCAACUACCUCAUCGCCGGGCAGGAGGCUGGGCGUCAUGGCGACAAGCAUCCGUCGAUCGUACCGUACCAGACCUUCCAGGCGAAGGACGGGCGGAUCAUGCUGGGCGCGGGCAACGAUGGCCAGUUCCGGUUCCUGAGCAAGCUGCUCGGACGACCCGAGCUGGCUACGGACGAGCGCUAUGCCACCAAUGCGGCGCGCGUCGAGCACCGCGAUACGCUCAUCCCGCUGCUCGACCAGCUGCUGCAGGCCAAGACGGUGCAGGAGUGGUGCGACCUGAUCAACGGCAAGAUCCCCGCUGCGCCCAUCCGCAACAUCCGCGGCACGUUCGACGAGCAUCCACAGAGCAAAGACAGAAAGGUGGUGGCCGAGGUGGAGCAUCCUAGGGCGGGCAAGAUCAAGAUCGUCGCUCCGGCAGUGCGAUACGGCGGCGGCAAGAUGAAGAUCACACGACCACCACCCGUGCUCGGACAGCACACGGACGAGGUGCUGACGCAAGAGCUGGGCAUGUCCGAAGCCGAGGUCGCCGAGCUGCGCAAUGCUGGAUCCAUUGGGCCAUAG